GGGACUCCCGCUUGUCGGUUGCUGGUCUGAGGCCGCGACCGGCUCGCUCUUCCUUCCGUUUCCGACCGCGGCCGCCGAGCCGUGCAUGUGCGGCAAUAACAUGUCAGCCCCGCUGCCCGCCAUCGUGCCCGCCGCCCGCAAGGCCACCGCGGCGGUUAUUUUUCUUCACGGAUUGGGAGACACAGGGCAUGGAUGGGCAGAAGCCUUUGCAGGUAUCAGAAGUUCACAUAUCAAAUACAUCUGCCCGCAUGCGCCAGUUAUGCCUGUAACAUUAAAUAUGAAUAUGACUAUGCCUUCUUGGUUUGAUAUUAUUGGGCUUUCACCUGGUUCACAGGAAGAUGAACCUGGAAUCAAGCAGGCGGCAGAAAAUGUCAAAUCUUUGAUAGACCAAGAAGUGAAGAAUGGAAUUCCUUCUAACAGGAUUAUUUUGGGAGGAUUUUCCCAGGGAGGAGCUUUAUCUUUAUAUACUGCUCUUACCACGCAGCAGAAACUGGCAGGUGUCAUUGCACUCAGUUGCUGGCUUCCACUUCGGGAUUCAUUUCCACAGGGUCCUAUCACUGGCACUAAUAAAGACAUAUCUAUCCUCCAGUGUCAUGGAGAUUGUGACCCCUUAGUCCCCCUAAUGUUUGGUUCCGUUACUACUGAAAAGCUAAAAACAUUGGUAAAUCCAGCCAAUGUAGCCUUCAAAACCUAUGGGGGCUUGAUGCACAGUUCAUGUCACCAGGAAAUGAUGGAUAUCAAGCAAUUCAUUGAUAAAGUCCUACCGUCAGUUGAUUGACAUCACUAAGAGGCCUUGGGUAGAAGUACACCAGCAUCACUGUAGUAGAGUAGAAACUUUUAAAAUGUGCCCAAUCCUGAAACCUCUUGUUUGCAGUGUUAGAAUGUUUUGCAAAUACGUACCAGUGACACAAACUAAAUGUCUCCUCAUGGGAAAUGUAUGUUCUUUUAAGUUUCUUUUCAUGUAUCUGUAUAUUGUGAUCCCAGAGUAAUACUAGUAUUAAAAUAGGUGAAGCAGCUGGCUUCUUUUUCCCAAAUGUAAUUCAGAAAAAUAAUAAAAUACUGCAACCAGAAUAUUCAUUACAUCAUUUGGAAGUUAUUAGUAUGCUUAGAGAAAAUUUGUUCAGGUUUAAAUGAGUAAUUAAGAUAUAAAUGAUUUAAGUGCAUCAUGACUUAGACUAUGGAUUUAUUCCCAAACUGCCUAGUCACCACACAGUGGCUGUAUUUUUAUGUAUGUAUUCAUAUAUACAUAAUAAUUGUAAUACAAAAUAAGGUGGUAUUGAUAUACAUCAAAAUGAUAGUACAAAAUGAGAUGGUAUUAUAUAAUUCCUAAUAAUAGGGAUAAUACUUUUAAGUGUUAAUGAAAGAGUAAUAUUGCUCUCCUCAAUUAAUGCCCUUUUAUUUGGGGGACCAGACUUUUUUUUCUUAUCAUUUCCAUUUAAUACUCUUUCUCCUUUCUAGAAAAGGCAUGUGUUCUGCCUUUAUUAUCCUUCAUAGGAGACCAAGUAUUGCUUCCCUGCCAUAGACAUCAGAUGUUAAUAAAUGCUGUAAUUUGACAUUCUGAAUCACAGACAUAUGGUAUUUAUGAUGUAUUUAUACUUAUAAUGAAACCAGACAUCACUUAAAACUUCUGUGCUACUUAUUUCUUUAACUGUUUUUUAGUCCAAAUUUAGACUUACUCAGUUAUUAGAAUCUUUAGUUCAGGGAACAGAAUGAUUCUGUGGUUUUAAUUUUCUGUAAUCAAAUGGAAGAAUGAUUAGAUCAUACUUUACUAUGUUCUGAAAUUUUAAGACUUGAUCUUAAAAAUUGUAAUUUCUAAGGUGAUUUGAUCUAAGAUGAUUCUCCUUGUAGUAUAGAGUUUAAUUUUACUUACUUUGUACAUGUUUGAAACCAGCUACUGUGGAAAAUUAGAAUCCAUCAGAAAAUUUUGCUUUGGUUUUUAUCUGCCAGUGAACAUCUUUGAAAUUUUGACUUUAAUCAAAUGAUAUUUUAGUUUUUGUGCAAACAUAAAAAUAGCAAUCCUUUGAUUUUAUAUAGUCAGUAUUUUCAGAUUACUGUAAAAUUAUUUGAAAACAAAUUUCUGGGUAAUAAAGGGUAGUCAGAACUUGAUACAUAUGGUAUAAUUACCACACAGUUUAAUAUUUAAUUGAAGUGUAUGCUUGGUAUUUUGAAUUGCUAGUUUUGGGGUUUUAUUCCAACUGAUAAAACGAUGGAAUUGCAUCAGUAUAAAUGGGUGCUAAUUGAUAAAGGAAAUAAUUUGGCAGUGUACAAUAUAGAAUGUUAAUAAUUAAGCCAUAUGUUUAUGUCUGGAUUUAAAACUUUUAAACAAUCAUUUACAAACACAUUGUCUUUUAUUUUGAAGAAUAUAAAGUUAUAUUCAGUUAUACAAAUAAACAUCUUAUUUAUGGUCAAGAUACCUUAUUCCAUUGAAAAGUUUUGCUGUAGUGUGGGAAAAUGUAAAUCUUUUUCACGGUUUGUAUCAAUGUGAAAUAAAAUUUAAUUCUGCCUUUCUGUGA
Choloepus didactylus (southern two-toed sloth) is the source of this 2513-nucleotide messenger RNA. RefSeq names its product lysophospholipase 1 (gene LYPLA1). Gene Ontology annotation, biological process: protein depalmitoylation. Gene Ontology annotation, molecular function: palmitoyl-(protein) hydrolase activity; carboxylic ester hydrolase activity. Bases 86 to 778 code for a protein of 230 amino acids. Gene Ontology annotation, cellular component: cytoplasm. Lineage: Eukaryota; Metazoa; Chordata; Mammalia; Pilosa; Megalonychidae. The transcript is spliced from 9 exons. The record is from RefSeq and is a predicted model, not a curated record.